Messenger RNA from Sinocyclocheilus rhinocerous, 834 nucleotides. Its product is annotated as nuclear transcription factor Y subunit alpha-like. Lineage: Eukaryota; Metazoa; Chordata; Actinopteri; Cypriniformes; Cyprinidae. The annotation marks the transcript as partial. Gene Ontology annotation, biological process: regulation of DNA-templated transcription. The transcript is spliced from 6 exons. Gene Ontology annotation, molecular function: DNA binding; DNA-binding transcription factor activity. The record is from RefSeq and is a predicted model, not a curated record. Gene Ontology annotation, cellular component: CCAAT-binding factor complex.
UUUUUCAAUGCAUCCUCUUCAAAGGUCCAAGGGCAGCCUCUUAUGGUACAAGUCAGUGGGGGUCAGCUCAUCACUUCCUCUGGGCAGCCCAUAAUGGUACAGGCCAUGACAGGAGGACAAGGUCAAACCAUCAUGCAAGUACCGGUAUCUGGUACACAGGGGCUGCAGCAGAUUCAAUUGGUACAGCCCAGUCAAAUCCAGCUUCCUGGUGGGCAGACAUUACAGCUACAGGGUCAGCAGGGACAGACCCAACAGAUCAUCAUUCAACAGCCACAGACCGCAGUCACUGCAGGACAGAACCAGGGUCAGCAACAGAUCACUGUACAGGGUCAGCAGGUGGCUCAAACCGCUGAAGGACAGACCAUCGUUUACCAGCCUGUUAAUGUGGACGGGACCAUCCUACAGCAGGGAAUGAUCACCAUUCCAGCUGCAUCUUUAGCAGGAGCUCAGUUAGUCUCAGCUGGAUCCAACAGAAACACCACCAACACCGGUCAGGGCACAGUGACCGUCACUCUUCCCAUGGCAGGAAACAUGGUCAAUGCUGGAGGAAUGGUCAUGAUGGUCCCAGGGGGUGGCGGGUCAGUUCCCACCAUGCAGCGCAUUCCUCUUCCUGGAGCAGAGAUGCUGGAGGAGGAACCUCUGUACGUCAACGCUAAACAGUAUCACAGGAUCCUCAAGCGGAGACAAGCCCGUGCCAAACUAGAAGCUGAAGGCAAAAUACCAAAAGAGAGAAGAAACUUCCUGCGGAAGGUGGAGCAGAUGUUCAUGUGUGUUUGUUGUCAGGAGCUGUCCUUUCAGCCCGUCACCACCGAGUGUUCACACAACGUCUGCAAG